Molecule: messenger RNA, 3461 nt
Organism: Haemorhous mexicanus (house finch)
Lineage: Eukaryota; Metazoa; Chordata; Aves; Passeriformes; Fringillidae
Gene: TNFSF4
Product: TNF superfamily member 4
Exons: 3
Coding region: 1166-1765 (199 amino acids)
Molecular function (GO): cytokine activity
Source: RefSeq, a predicted model, not a curated record
AGGAAAUAUCCUUGGGAGAACACAUCAAAGACCAUUGCUCCUGCUUGCUCUGCAUGCAGGUUACAUGACAGGACAUGUGCCUCGUGACAGGUUAAGAGGGCACAUUUUGGGGAAGGGAAACUUUCUGACAGCUCAUCCCUAGAAGGCAGGCAGGUAAUUGUACUCCCAGUGGGCUCCAUCCUCACCAGGAAAAGGCAGCACCUGACUUUGGUCACGAUUUGGUAAUUUACAGCAGUGGAAAGAGCCGUGCUGGACGGCCCCCAAAGAGGGAUGCAAAGUUUGCCACCCAAAAUCAGCACAGGAGAUGGACCCAGCCUCAGUCAAUUGACAUUUGGCAGCUCUGGGUGUCCCAAGCAAAAGUCCCAGAGAGACCAACCAAAGGCAUCCCAAGGGACAGGCUUCCCUCUGCCAGGAGAGAAGCCUGCUUGGCCAGGAAAUGCCCCUCUGGAGGCAUCCUAUGGACUGCAGCUUUCCAAGUGUGCAAAAAGGAAAUUUGUUCUCAAACAGUUCUCAGUUUUCUCCUUCCUAUGCUUUGCACAGCAUCCCAAGGCUUUGAAGCCAGAAGAAAAUUGUGAAAAGGGAAGUGAAUGUUUUCUCUCCAAUCCCUUAUGCUAUCCACCUGUCCCACAUCCUUUCCUAAUCAUUGCUUCUUUGCAGAAAAGGGAUUUCAGGAGCAUUAUAGGAUGCUGGAAGGGAGAGAGCCAGCCCUGUAAACUCCUCACCUGAGGGUGAGCAGAGAGGUGAGAGCUUUUACUGACAAAAGGCUGAGUGAAGACAAGCACUGUCCACCCAACUCUUGGUUAUUAUUGGAAAGAACACAUAUCAAGACAUCCACAGUUGAAGCUAUGAAAGACAUAAACACCUCUCCUUUGAAAGGCCCUUACUCAAAACUGAACUGGGAUGCAAUAAAUCAGCCCCCACAUUCACACAGAAAACCAAAAAAAAAAAAAAAAAUUAAAAAAAAAUAAAGAAAAGAAAGAAAGAAAGAAAGGAAGGAAGGGGAAAUUUAGAUUAGUCACAAAGAAGUUCCCCCGCCUGCUUCUGUGUGCAUAAAGCAAUCUCCUGGAGGCUCUGUGUUCACUGCACCUCUGCUCUGGGACAGGAGCUCCCUGCCCUGCUCCCAGCCCUGCUCCCUGCCGGGCCCUGGCCCUCCCCAGCCGCUGGCAUGGAAGGAGGGGCUGGCAUGGCCAGGCAGACGGGCACAGAGCCAGCAGCUGGGGGGCAGCUGGAGCAGCACAGGGAGCGUGCAGAGGAGGAGUGGAGGCUCUGGCAGGGAGGCCAGGUCAGGAGCUCGCUGCACCUCGUCUCUGCCGUGGCUCAGUGGGUUUUGCUGCUCGCCUGCCUGAUCUACCUGGGUGUGCAUUUCCUGCGGCCCUCCAAGAGCCAGAGUGACAAAGUGCUGUGGACCCACAUCCGAUACUCAGGCAGGAGCACCAGGGGAGCAGCCGUGAACCUCUCCGCGGAGUCGGGGCCCAUCCGCAUCCGCAACGGCUCCGUCCUGGUCCCCUGCGACGGCCUCUACCUCGUGUCCCUCAGGAGCUCCAUCUACCUGGAGGAGAAGGAGGGGGACUGGCUGAGGCUGACCCUGCAGGGCACCACCAGUGUGCUGUGGGAGCAGACUGUGCCCAGCAAUGAGAGCACAGUGAACCACACCACAGUGCUCUACCUGUUUGAGCAGGACAGCAUCACGCUGUGGACCAGCUCCAACGCCACCCUCGGGGACCUGUCCCUCAGCCUGGUGCUGGUCGCUGACAGCAAGUCCUAGCUGCAGGAGCUGGAGCAGCAUGGAAAGCACAGCCUUCCCCACCGAGCUGCAGGUUUUGGACUUGUAUGGGCUGCCUGCUCUAGAGCCCUCCCUGGGGCCGUGGAGGGCCUCGCUGGGAGCGCAGAUGAACCACAGGCUUUUUAUAGUGCAAGAAUUGCCUCUUUGGAGCUCUGUGCAGCUGAUUUGGCACCCAGGAUGGGUCCUUCCAACACUGGGGAAAGGGAUGCGUGGAGCUCUUGAGAAGAACAGAAAUGAAAGCCAAAGAAAGUCACCCAAGCUUAGCUCAUAUUCAGAGAAACCCUGGAUUUCUCCAUUUACUUGACAGUAUCUGUAUAUAGUAGAAAUGUCUUGUGUUUUUUCUCAAAUAAAAGUCUGGUGAGUCAGGAAGAUACCUCAAGUGUCCUGAAGCCACUUGGAGCAGGAGGAGCAGGAAUCUGCCUGGCAAGAUGGAAAACAGGGAAGAGGCAGCAGGGAAUGCCUUUGGAGUGAGCCAGAUGAAGGCUGUCAGAGAAGGUGGUGUGUGGAAAGGAGCUGGCAGGACUGCACUGGGCAGCAGGAGCACUGACUGUGGAGUCUGGGGAGCAGCUUUGGGAGCAGAGCCCCACUGGCUGUUCCAGCUGUCUGCAGACUCCUGAAGCCUGAGCCCGUCUGCUGGGACAUUCACCUCCUGAGAUGUAAGGCCUCAGAGGAAAACCUCCUUCAAAGCACUCACACACUGGCUUGACCCAAAAGUGAUCCAGGCACAAAAAAUUUGGGCAAACAUGAAGCCUUCUGGAUGUGGUGAGCUGUCUCUGACAGACCGAGUGGAAGCUGCAGGUGUGUGCAGCCUUUCAGGGAGCACUCAGAUGGUUCUCCUGGCUUUGUCCCACAGGUGUGCGCCAGGGAUUCCCAGCACAGCCUCCACCGGGCACCAGGCACGCCUCUCAGGGACCCUGGGCUGCUCCUCCCUGCUCCUCCCUGCUCUUCCAGCUGAGACAGGUCCUGCCCGUGCUGCAGGCAGCCCCUGACCCCAGCACAGCCAGCAGCUGGGGGUUUUGCUGGCAGCAAGGCAGAUUUUAACCACCUGCCAGUUUGUGACUUCGUGUCUCCCGAGGAGCUCCGCCAGCCUUUCAGCGGGUUGCUGCUGGCUGCACACCCCAAAGUCUUUUGUUACAAGUAUUUAUGUAUUUAAAUGAUGGGCAUAAGAAUGUUACAUCAGAUUUCUUGGAGCACUGGGAAGGGCUCAGACCACGCUGUCAGCACUGAACUCCUCUUUGAGAAUGGUCCCAGUGCUCUGGGCUGGUCCUGCUCAGCAGACCCAGACCUGGACUGAAACACUCAUGGCUGAGCACUCCAGCAGACUCAGGUGCUACAGGAAGCUGAGGACAUCCUCCAGGCCUUGGAGAGCUUUCCUGGGCUUUAGGAUAAGGAGCUUCCCCACCUGGGCCAGGCCAGAGCCUCAGGGGAAACUGGCUGAAGCAGUCAACUCCUGUCGUGCCAAGAAGCAGCUUUCCUCCCCUCACCUGAGAAGCUGUGGCUGACUUGCACCCACAGGAUGCUCAUCAUUAAGGGAUAUUUUGGGCUGUUAACUCUGGCCACGCUCACCACCACGGGGGCUGAAGGCAGCUGCACCCUGCCCCGAGGCUGGGGAUUGUCACACUCCCCAGCAGAAGUGAGAAUGUGUUUCUAAAAAAUAAUAAAUUUUUCCUUUGCAACA